This is a messenger RNA of Austrofundulus limnaeus, 2357 nucleotides long. RefSeq lists its product as uncharacterized. Bases 815 to 2062 code for a protein of 415 amino acids. The record is from RefSeq and is a predicted model, not a curated record. The transcript has 2 exons. Lineage: Eukaryota; Metazoa; Chordata; Actinopteri; Cyprinodontiformes; Rivulidae.
CUGUGUCAUAGACUAAUUAUAUCUGUGUCACCUUGACACUGUCCACUGCUCCUAUCUUAAGAUAACUCAUGUCAUCUCUUAAUCUGUUUGUUCCAGACGUCAGGACUCCAGCAUCGUGCUGAUCUCUCUCUUUGUGCAGAUAUGUUGACUCUUUGAGCUGAGAGCUGUAAUUGGCUUAUAGUAACAUGAGGAGGAUUGUGACUGGUUGUACAUUGGCACAUGGUGUUAAUUGAGGAUAUAUCAUUGGUUUGCCAUCUGAUGACGGUGGCCACAUUCAACAGACUUCCUGAUUGUUUUCUGUUCAUUGUCUGCCCAGAAAUAAAUAAUUCUAGACCAUACAUGCAAAACUUUUUUCCUGGCAUUAUUUCAACGUGUUUCUGCCUUUCAUUGUCACGACAUUUUUGGCGUUGUCAUAGACGCAGUUUCUGGGAACUGGAGCUACCCGCUGUGGCCGACUUUUGGCUGGACGGGGGGAAGGAGUUUUUUUGAGAGAAAAAGGUUUUUCCCUCUGAAAUGUGUCCACGCUGGAUACUGUAUUUUUUUUUGUUUUUGUUUUUGUUUUUGUUUUGUUUUGUUUUGUCUCGGCCGCUGUUGGGUGUCUUCGAGACCGGAGCUGAAAAGAACCUGUCUGACAGAAACACGAGAACAAUAUGAGGACACUCUGGCCCCUGGUCGUCAACCCCCACCACCGACAGGACCCCGCUCCGACAGCGAUGACCCUGACGAAGGAUCUGAUGACGAGGAGGAAGAGGUGCUGCAGACAGAAUCUGAUGACGACACAGCUGCUGAUAACCGUCCUCAGACACCACCUCCUAUGAGCACCGACCCAGUGAAGCAAGAACCACCACAGCCAAAGCCGAGACAGGUGACUGAAGCAGCUGCUACAAAGAUGGAACUCAGAAAAAGACAGGAAAAGCAAGGUGCAGCAAAAGCCCCCCGCCCCUCCACCUCUCGGUCAAAGACAGGGUGCCACAGCUCUGAUGCUGUGGCACUGAAGACUGCAAAGAAACUGGCUGAGCUGCAGGAGGGAAAAGAGGCUCUGGAAUCACAGCUAGCAGACAUAACUCAGAAGACCAGUGAGCUGACCCUGCCCAUGAUAGAGGUCGCAGGACAUGCAGGUCCAGCACUGGUGUUCCGUCCCUGGACAAAGGAGGACAUGAAGGCAUACAUGCAGCAGCUACCGAACGUUGUGGAAGGUGGGGAAAAGUUCUGCGCUGCCAUUAAAACUUUCUGCAUGGAAGUACAACCCACCUGGCCUGAACUGAGAAGACUGCUACUCUUUCACAUGGGCCGACCCAACUUUGACAAGAUUAAAGGCAACCUGGUGGGUGAAUACCGUGUCAUACAUCCGACUUCUGAUGACGCAGCAAACAACCAAUAUCGAACUGCAUUGGAUAAGCUGUGUGCCACCAUCAACCGAGCUUUUACAAGAAAGAUUGUCAUGUCAAAGGUGAAGGCCUGUGUGCAGCUAAAGACUGAAUCAUCGGAAGAUUAUUUCUCUCGGCUGCUAGCUGUCUAUAAUGAGUACUCUGGAGUCGACGAGCCGUCAGACAUGGGUGACGUGAUGGGGCAUUGGGAGAGCGCCUUCAGCCAAUUUUUCCUGAACGGGCUGUUACCUGCAGUCUUUGCAGUGAUGAAAGACACCUGUCUGGACAUGAAAAACGCUCGCUUGGAAAAACUGCGCAAACAUGCCAGAUGCGCGUAUGAGAAACUAGAGGAUGAAAGAGAGGCUGAAGAUAAGCUGAUAUCUGAAGCCCACAGGCAAACACAGCUCACUCUGGCCCAGACUGUGACAAAACCAGCUGUUCCCAACAACGCUGCUCGUUUCCCUCGCAGUCGGGGGAGGGGCCGCGGUAACUGGAGACGUCAGCAGCCUGCAAAAAAACCUCAAAAUUCCUACUGCUACAUCUGUGGAGACCCGAACCACUGGGUUAAAGACUGGCCGAAGAGGCUCAUCAAAAGGGGAGAUGGAUGCCAGCAGCUGACUAAGUGUGGAACAGGGCUGGGCGGCGCUUCAGCGGGAGGGGUCGACGCCAGAACUGUGUAUAAAUAUAUAUAUUAAAAAAAAAUUCCCCUCUCACCCUCCGCGGGUGGUCUCUUUCAUCCUCUGAGCUCGGGUCCUCUACCAGAGGCCUGGGACCUUGAGGGAUCUGCGCAGUAUCUAAGCUGGGCCUAGAACUGCACAUUUCUGGACUGAGAUGUCUGAUGUUCCUGGGAUCUGUUUUAGCCACUGCUCCAGUUUGGGGGUAACUGCCCCGAGGGCCCCGAUGACCACAGGCACCACUGUGGUCUUCACCUUCCAGGUCUUUUCCAGUUCCUCUCUGAGGCCCUGGUAUUUCUCCCUACCAAGGAGAUGC